Molecule: messenger RNA, 1548 nt
Organism: Tarenaya hassleriana
Lineage: Eukaryota; Viridiplantae; Streptophyta; Magnoliopsida; Brassicales; Cleomaceae
Product: inositol-tetrakisphosphate 1-kinase 3-like
Exons: 10
Coding region: 272-1390 (372 amino acids)
Biological process (GO): inositol trisphosphate metabolic process
Cellular component (GO): cytoplasm
Molecular function (GO): magnesium ion binding; inositol-3,4,5,6-tetrakisphosphate 1-kinase activity; inositol-1,3,4-trisphosphate 5-kinase activity
Source: RefSeq, a predicted model, not a curated record
CUCUCCCAUUCUCAAUUUGCGGACACGUUUCGUCUCUCUCUCUCUCUCUCUCACAUAAUCGGAUCUGACCCGACCCGGUAAAAGCGAUAGCGGAAAACCGUCGUGAACGGAUCAAAUCGGAAUCCGUCUUUUUCUCCUUCCGACGAACUCACAUUUUAUCGCUUCCACCGUCUCCGAUUUCGAAUUUGGAUCGUGUACACCCCCCUCUUCGAAUCGUUUCCAUUUUCGAAUCUGGAUUGUGUUUGUGGUUCCGGAAUUUGGAAAUUUUAAGAUGAGGGUAAUGGAGGAUGCAGUGUUCAAGGCGAGGGACGCCGACGAGGCGGUGGAGAUUGGAGGACCGGAUGCGGAGGAGGAUGUGAAGAAGGUAUCUCCUCCGUGUUUGCUAGGGAUCGAUGAGUUUUCUCAGAAGCAGAGGAGAUUCGUCGUUGUCGGUUAUGCUCUUACGUCGAAGAAGAUUAAGAGCUUUUUGCAGCCAAAACUCGAACGUUUAGCUAGGAACAAGGGGAUAUUAUUUGUCGCAAUAGAUCAAAAUAGGCCUCUUUCAGAGCAGGGUCCUUUCGACAUCGUGUUGCAUAAGCUAACUGGGAAGGAGUGGCGUCAGAUUCUUGAGGUUAGCCAUGAAUAUAGGCUAACACAUCCAGAUGUAACUGUUCUCGACCCUCCAGAUGCUAUACUACAUCUCCGCAAUCGUCAGUCUAUGCUUCAGUGUGUAGCUGACAUGAACUUGUCCGACAGUUUUGGAAGAGUUGGUGUGCCCAGACAGUUGGUUAUAAAAAAGGACGCAUCAUCAAUUCCUGAUGCUGUCAGUAAUGCCGGCUUAAGACUACCACUUGUUGUGAAACCGUUGGUUGCUGAUGGAAGUGCAAAGUCACAUGAACUUUCUCUGGCAUAUGAUCAGCACUCCCUUAGGAAGCUCGAGCCCCCACUCGUUCUUCAGGAAUUUGUUAACCAUGGAGGCGUUCUUUUCAAGGUUUACAUAGUUGGGGAGGCUAUAAAAGUGGUAAGGCGUUUCUCUUUGCCGGAUGUUUCAAGACGAGAACUUUCUAAAAGCGCAGGCGUAUUCCGAUUCCCACGAGUCUCCUGUGCUGCAGCUUCGGCUGAUGAAGCAGAUCUCGACCCUAGUGUCGCGGAGCUUCCUCCGCGUCCUCUUCUGGAGAGACUUGCAAAGGAACUCCGUCGUGGAUUGGGACUGAGGUUGUUCAAUUUAGACAUGAUCAGAGAGCACGGGACAAGGGAUCGGUUCUACGUUAUCGACAUCAACUACUUUCCAGGGUACGGGAAGAUGCCAGAGUACGAGCACAUAUUCACUGAUUUUCUGCUGGGCCUUGUAGAAAGCCAGUGUAAGGAAAGAGCCUUAGCUGAUGAUGAUGAGGAUGAGGAUGACUACUAAGCGUUCUGACCCCCCAACCCCCAGAAAGAAAAAAGGCCUCAUUUGAAUGUUUCAUAUGCAGAAGCAACCCCAUUGUUAACUCUUCUUGAGGGUUAGGAAGAAGAAAGAACACUGUACAGUUCCCAAAAAAAAAAAAAAAAGAGAGUGUUUGAUCCUUG